Molecule: messenger RNA, 1142 nt
Organism: Poecilia latipinna (sailfin molly)
Lineage: Eukaryota; Metazoa; Chordata; Actinopteri; Cyprinodontiformes; Poeciliidae
Gene: rpz2
Product: rapunzel 2
Exons: 2
Coding region: 141-839 (232 amino acids)
Source: RefSeq, a predicted model, not a curated record
CCUUAUUUGGCAAUGAGGGGUUGGCUUUAGCUAACUGGUGUGGAAAAUGGUGGAAAGCAGAAUCAGACAGCGGCUGUAGACGGACGGGAUACAAACAGUUUUAUCUCUGAGUCAAUCAGUGUGGAAGUAGACUUGCAGUUAUGGCUGAUGCUCAACAAAUCAAGAAAACUGCAGCCAAAGUCCUGUGCUGCGUGGAGAAGGUGUCCUCCUUCGCCUCCUCCAUUGACCCCAUCUUUGGCAUUGUCUCCUCUCUGGUUGGUGUGGCAAGAAAGGGCCUGGCGGAUGAUGAGAGCCACGCCUUGGACAAAGACUUCCAGGCUAUCCACACCAAACUGGAGAGCAUCUCUGAGAAAAACAAACAAUGCCUGAGCCAGAUCCGCAUCGCCGAGGUAAACGAAACAUACGGGAAGUAUGAGGAGUACAUCAAGCACCAGUACACUGCCUUCAACAGCAUGGUGGCCCAGGUGAAGAAAGACCCAGACAAUGCCCAGAGGUACAUGGAGAACUUUGAAAAGAUUUACGAGAGAGACAAGUCAGAUUUGGGCCUGGAUGUGUUUUAUCGUGGUGUGAUGGGCGUAAAAACGGUGUUUGGAAGAGCUCUGCUGGAUGUGUACUUUGAUGACUGCAAGGAAAACAAAGUGCCACUCCAUGAAACCAUGGAGCGCCACUGCUCUCAUAUCGCGCACCUCUUCCACAUGGGCCUCAUCGCGCUGAUGGGGUACACUGCCGUCACUGAGGAUGAUGAAGACGAGGUGCGCGAAAAGUGGGCCAAGAGGGUGUCUGAGAUCCAGAUGAAGAUGGAAGACAUUCUCCAACGGUGUAAAAGCAACUCGACCUGAACCAAGACCAAGAAAGAAAGGAUGUUCUCUGGGUUUGCUGCCAGAGGACAUCCUGGCAGCAAUCCCAGACUGUAAUCUAAGCAGGAAAAAUAAUUAGUUAUGUAAUAUUUAAAAAGAAAUAUACACUUGUAGAAAAACCAAAGCCAUGUAACAUGUCCGCAUGGGUGCUGCAGCUGCUUCGGUGUGGUUAGUAUCGACUCAGUUUAUGACUCUAUGCUGCUUUGUGUCGCAUCUCAAUAAAUGCUGAAGUUUUAUACAAUCUGUUCAACUAAAUGAAUAAAUUAUUGUUGAAGUUGUUCCAUA